This is a messenger RNA of Blumeria graminis f. sp. triticale, 2934 nucleotides long. Lineage: Eukaryota; Fungi; Ascomycota; Leotiomycetes; Helotiales; Erysiphaceae. The record is from the annotation of a GenBank genome assembly.
AUGAAGUUUGCCCUCGAACUAGAUCGGGAUCUUGUUCCAGAAUGGCGUGUCAAAUAUGUCGAUUACAAAGCCGGCAAGCAACAUAUCAAAGGAAUAUCGCGAGCUAUAAAUCGUCUAAAUGUAACUCCGCGAUCAGCACAUCCCUAUCCGAUUGAAAGGAACAGGAGUAAUACCGCAUCCUCAUUUUCACCAACUCACCAGCACCCUUCAUUAUUUCAAACUCUCGAUGAUUUUAAUAUUGGUCCAACGAGCCAUAAUGGGGCGGAGGACCAACCCAAGAUCCAGAAAAUGAUAUCUCCCCUAACCUCCCCGCCCGUUAGAUCAUUUCCAAGCUCUACAUGCCCUCCCGUACAAGGAAAUAUUGUCAUAAGCAGUCCUGUAGAGAAAAAUAUAAAUCAUGAUACUACAACACUUAUCAUGUAUCCGCAAGGACCCUACAAUUCACCAACGGGAGAGGAUGGAAAAUUUUACAACUUCAGAAGUCGGAUGCCAGAUAGUCCAAAGUCGUUUCUUAGCACAAUGUUUUCUGUAGGGGCACCACUUUCCAUAUCCGAGUCUCGUCGGACAGACGCAGACAUUGGUGCACAUGAUCUUCUACGGCAUCGGCAAAACGAAUUUUUCAAGUGGAUGGAAUUAGAGCUGGAGAAAGUUGAGACAUUUUAUAAAGCCAAGGAACAGGAAGCAAAUGCUCUUCUCUCGGUCUUAAGGAUACAGCUGUGUGAGAUGGAAACCCGAAGAAUAUACGAACUAGCUCGGGCGCGAAACCUUAGUGCCUUCAGUCAGGACGUUGCUAGUGAUGAUAAAUCUGGCAAACUUUCGAAAAAUUCAUCAGCGGAGAGAAAACCAAUGUCAUCCAAAUCUCGAGGUCGGCUUGGGGCAUUGCUUGACCCAAUUGGGAAAGUAAUCGGAGGAGCAAGACUACUCCUAUCUGGUACAAGGCUUCGUGCGAACCCAAAGGCACCCCAGGAUCCGAAUAAUCCCUCUUACAGCCAUCCAGAUUCGAAAGCUGGGAUAGAGACUAACGCUGAAACCCUAAAAAGGCCACAAUUUUCUGGUAAUGUUCCAUAUCGUACAGCGAAAAGAAAAUUAAAGCGUGCACUUCUUGAGUCGUACCGAGGCAUGGAGUUAUUAAAGUCAUAUGCAUUACUUAAUUGUACCGCCUUUAAAAAAAUACAAAAAAAAUAUACCAAGGCUGUUGAUGCACCACAUCGCCUGUUUAAUUUAUCCGAGAAAGUAAAUCGUGCUUGGUUUGUGCAGAGUCAAGAGCUCGAUACACAAAUCCAUUCUGCCAUAGAUCUUUACGCUAAAUAUUUCGAACAUGGCCACCACAAAGUUGCUUAUGGAAAGUUGAGAAGAUCAUUAGCACGACGAGCUUAUGAAUCAGCACACGCGUUCCGGAAUGGUCUCCUGUUUGGAAUUGGAACCGUUUUUUCUAUACAAGGAGUGAUAUCGGCACAGACUAUGACUAGAAGUCCAGAUCCACUUAUCCGGACACAAACAGGUUUCUUGCUGCAAAUAUAUGCAGGCUAUUUUCUCAUAUUAUACCUUUUCGCAUUUUUUUGUGUAGAUUGCUGUAUUUGGACACGAAAUAGAAUCAAUUACCAGUUUGUGUUCGAAUUCGAUCCCAGAUGCACGGUGGAUUGGAGAGAAUUGGCAGAAUUUCCUUCUGUCUUACUCACAUUGAUGGGUUCAUUUCUCUGGCUCAAUUUCUCUGGAGUCGGUAGUCAAGUGAUGUAUAUAUAUUAUCCUGUCUUACUUAUAUUUUUCACGGUUCUUCUAAUAUUUCUACCUGCACCAAUCAUAUUUCAUCGAGGCAGAAAAUGGUUUGCAUACUCACAUUGGCGCCUACUAUUAGCUGGAUUUUAUCCAGUAGAAUUUCGGGAUUUCUUUCUAGGAGAUAUGUACUGCUCGCUCACCUAUUCUAUGGCUAAUAUCGAGUUAUUUUUUUGUUUAUACUCACGCCACUGGACUGAUAACACUUGGAAAUGUGGCUCUUCUCAUUCUCAUCUUCUUGGAUUUUUCACUAUCAUUCCGGGUUUAUGGCGCGCUUUACAGUGCUUAAGACGAUACUAUGACACCCGCGACGUAUUCCCUCACCUGGUCAACUGUGGAAAAUAUUUUUCGACUGUUGCAUUCUACACUGGUCUCUCACUCUACAGAAUUAACCAUUCAAAGUCUAGACUUGCCUUUUUUCUAGUUGUCGCCAUUCUCAAUUCAAUUUACGUUUCAGUAUGGGAUGUCUUGAUGGAUUGGUCCCUGCUACAACCGAAUGCCAAAAAUCGUUUCCUUCGUAACGUUCGUGGAUACAAGAGUGUAUGGUGGUAUUAUGCAGCAAUGAUUCUAAAUCCUAUCUUGAGAUUCAACUGGAUCAUUUACACUAUAUACACUGAUAUUCUGGGUCAUAGUACACUAGCAACAUUUCUUGUAGCUUUAUCUGAAGUGACGCGUCGAGGUAUAUGGGUUAUUUUUCGGGUCGAAAAUGAGCAUUGUUCAAACGUUGCUCGUGUCAAGGCCUCCCGCGAUGUACCUCUACCAUAUAUAACUUGCGGCGAACUAGCCAACAUAGAUGAGACAGAGGAAACUGCAGUAGAUCAUAUUGGCGAAUCAACAGCUGUGGAGACUCUGGAAGCAUCCCGCUCGAACGGCAGUAAUUAUAUACGGCGGGGUUUUACGAAAAUUAUGGCCGACGCUCAUACACAAGAUUUUGAAAAAAAACACAAAACUAUUGGAAGUCCAAGUAUAGUUGAACCGGAUCUACCAGAUGAUAGUAGUAGUGAUGAUGAUGAAGAUGAAGAUGAAUCAAAUCAUGAGAAAGAAAAGCAGGUAGUCAUGGGAAUGGCAUCUUUGCUACUGGAGCGAAGAAAUGGCGCAAGGGAAUCAAUUUCUGAGGAAACCGGCGUUGAGAAUCAUGAAAUGUAUAUGAGUAAAGCCUGA